UCACGUGAUUUGUCAUCUGACGAAGACCAGCAAAGGAGGAAAUGUGGCUUCAAAACUAAGCCGUAAGAAAAUAGUACCUCAAAAAAUUAACAAUGUAUUGUUUAUGUAAGGGAAUAUUUCGUUUAGUACGGCUGUGGAUAGUCUGUGUGUCUCUUUUAGUUAAUCAUGGAUUCGCCGGUAAAAUGAAGAUAGUUGAAGAGCCCAACACAUUUGGGUUAAACAACCCUUUUUUGUCUCAGGGAAGCAGACUACAGCCUAAAGUCACACCAUCACCAGUAUCUGGCCCAGAGCAUCUUCAUCGACUUGCUGGAAAGUGCUUCAGUCUCACAGAGUCAACGUAUAAAUAUGAAUUCUGUCCAUUCCACAACAUCACUCAACAUGAGCAGUCAUUUAGGUGGAAUGCCUACAGUGGGAUACUGGGGAUCUGGCAGGAGUGGGAAAUGGCAAACAACACUUUCACAGGCAUGUGGAUGAGAGACGGCGAUACUUGUGGAACCAGAAACAGAGAAACAAAGGUGAUUCUGGUCUGCAGUGCAAGCAGCAAGCUUGCUCAAGUCUCAGAGCCCAGUACCUGUGUGUACUCGCUCACCUUUGAGACUCCGCUUGUUUGCCACCCACACUCCCUGUUAGUGUAUCCGACCCUGAGUGAGAAGCUACAAAGGGAAUGGGAUGAAGCAGAGCAGGCUCGCUAUGAGGGUCUUAUUACUGAGCAGGGAUACAACAAUCUCUUGAGGGAUAUUUUUGAGGAUGCUGGGCUCCUGAAAAGCCAUAAAGUGAAAGUCACUCUGCCAGAGGUUUCAGCGGAUUCAGAAAGACACAACUCUUUACAGAAAUGCACUGAGGACUAUCAAAAACAGAGGCAGGAGAUCGAGAGACUGCGCGCUCUCCUUACUCAACACAAUAUUCCUUUUGAUUCAAAGCCAAAUGAAGCAAAACCUACAGUGAGUGUGACGGUUAAGGACCAACACUUGAGAGGAGACAACGGCCUUAUGGACCUACAGUGAAAACCAUCUGGACUAAGUUACGAUCUCCGUUUACAAGCUACCUGACAGGACUUGAAGACUUUGAUGACCAAUCUGAGUAACACAGACACUAACUUGACUGCAUCGCUUUCACUGGGGCUGGAGAGACCACAGCUGAAAUUCAACAAAGAAAAAAUGACAUCAAUUUUGGAUCACACAAACUCGUCAGACUUUGUAGACUUUUUUAAAAGAAGUUGCGAAGCCCAGCAGCUCUCCAAGACUUUUAACAGAAAGCAUUAUGUUAUCAUAUGUUCAAAUUCUGUGUGCAUGCAAAAUCCUGAGAAAUAAAAAUGGUUUUUGGAAACAAAAAGUUCAAAGCA
Molecule: messenger RNA, 1342 nt
Organism: Amphiprion ocellaris (clown anemonefish)
Lineage: Eukaryota; Metazoa; Chordata; Actinopteri; Pomacentridae
Gene: gnptg
Product: N-acetylglucosamine-1-phosphate transferase subunit gamma
Cellular component (GO): Golgi apparatus
Source: RefSeq, a predicted model, not a curated record